Messenger RNA from Xyrauchen texanus (razorback sucker), 1988 nucleotides. RefSeq names its product pyridoxal phosphate binding protein (gene plpbp). Gene Ontology annotation, molecular function: pyridoxal phosphate binding. Gene Ontology annotation, cellular component: intracellular anatomical structure. The transcript has 8 exons. The record is from RefSeq and is a predicted model, not a curated record. Bases 10 to 843 code for a protein of 277 amino acids. NCBI's taxonomy places the organism in Eukaryota, Metazoa, Chordata, Actinopteri, Cypriniformes, Catostomidae.
AGAGUAGUGAUGUCGGAGGAGGUUGGGAAGAAAUUGCAGGCGGUGGUUGACCGGGUAAAUCAUGCGGUUACCCGUCGCCCGAAGACGUUGCCAUGUAUAACCCCUCGGCUGGUGGCGGUCAGUAAAACAAAACCUCCAGAGAUGGUGCUGGAGGCUUACAAACAUGGACAACAAAACUUUGGGGAGAAUUAUGUGAAUGAACUUGUGGAUAAAGCCUCCCAUCCCCAGAUUGUGUCAUCAUGUCCUGAUGUAAAAUGGCAUUUCAUUGGUCACUUGCAAAAGAAUAAUGUCAACAAACUCCUGGGUGUUCCAAAUCUGUUUAUGGUGGAGACAAUUGACUCUGUGAAACUGGCUGAAAAAGUAAACAGCUCCUGGCAAAAGUUGAGACCCCUCAACACGCACCGGUUAAAGAUUAUGGUUCAGAUCAACACCAGCGGAGAGGGAAGUAAACAUGGCUUGCCACCUGAUGAGACUGUAAACACAGUGAAACACAUCAUAUCUCAGUGUCCUGCUCUUGACUUCGCUGGACUAAUGACGAUUGGUCGGUACGGUUAUGACCUCAGUGAAGGCCCCAACCCCGACUUCCAGAUGCUGCUGAAACGUCGUGAUGAAGUUUGUGAGAGUCUGAAGGUCCCAGCUGACCAGGUUGAGCUUAGUAUGGGCAUGUCCACUGACUUUGAACAUGCGAUUGAGGUAGGCUCCACCAACGUACGUGUCGGUAGCACUAUUUUCGGGACACGAGAAUACCCAAACACUCCGAGUCCCAGUCCAGAGAAAAAGCAAAAGGUCGUAUGUGAGGAAGCAGCAAGAAGAAUGGACCGACUCACUGUAACAGAGCAAUGAAUAAUGGAAGAAGGUUACUGAACUACAAGUGGGCUUUUAUUGUGGACCUUUUAGGCAGUUCUUCCAAUGACUGGGCUCACCAUUCACCAGUCGAGAGCCUUUGAUAUGUCUUAAUAUUAUUGCUGCUGACCUGUAAAAAAUGAGAAAGAUUUUUGGAAAGUCAAAUUUAAUAACUGAAUUACUAUAUGUACUUCCUAAAGGUGUUUUUAUUAUGGAAAGAUCUCCAAAAGUGUCCUCCACAACCUGAAGAUAUCUGGUAAAACCUCAACCAUGCUUUCACAUUUUGUUUUUAAACAGAUACAGGGUCAGUUCAAGCUCAGUUUGUGGCAGUUGUAGUUUGGUUUGUGUUCAAUAAAUGUAAUUUGAGUUAAACAGGUUAAAUGUUUGAAAUAAUAGCUAGUUUUAAAUGUUGUUUUACAUCUAAUUAAAUUAACAAAUGUUUUACUUGUGUUCCUAGUAGUGUAUAGGCAUAUUUUAGUGUCUGUGAAUUGUUUUGUUUGUGUAUGGUGACUCAGAAAGUUUCAGUGGCAUUAUAAUUGUAAAUGAUAUAAAUAGUAUAUGUAUAGUAUUGUUUAAGUAUCCACUUUUUGCUGUGAAAGAUGAGACAUAUCUGCACUGAACUAUGUGUGAUGUUAUCCUGUAAUUCAUAUAGUAUUAUCCAUGUCACCCUUAAUACUGGUAUUGAAACAGAGUACUGAUCAACAACCACAUUGGUUUUAAUAUGGCACAGAAUAUCUACAAUGACCCAAAUAAGUGAUAAAACUACAUAGACAGACAUUUUUUCUGAGUCUAGGAAAACUGAGGGUCUGAGGCCUUCUACUAUGCAAGGAGAGGGAUUGUGAGAUGCUUGUUCAGGAGUAAUUGCAUAAUUAUUCUAUCUUUAAUUGUAUCAUUAUUACAGUGCUGUUUCACACUAACUGAUUAUAUUUGAUCAAUGUAUUAUUUGUGAUAAAUCGUUUAAAACAUCCAAAAUGAACACUUUUUUCCCCAUUCUUUUUCCCCAUUAUGUACAGUGUCAAAUAAUAACUUGGUUGUAUCUUGUCAAAAAAUAGUUGUACGUAAAUAUUUAAUUGAUUAGGUGAGUUGAGCAAUAAAAUAAGAAAACAUUUAAUGGCUGUGUGGCAUACAGUGCAUUCAGAAAGUAU